CCGGCACGCCCAUCCAAACGUACGUUCCGUGACACCUUCAACCUUAGUUAUCAUCAUGGGUAUCCUGAGUACGCCUCCUGCUAGUGACCUCAAUCCUCGUAGUGCUGCGUCCGAGUUUUUUGGAGUGGUUGGAACUUGCGCAUGCACCACUCUUGUCCCAUCUGUAAUCUACGCAUUGUACUUUGUUUGCAACGAACAUUCUGGGGGAUGCCCGCCCCCUCUCACCGUCCUUCCUAUCUACGCUCAUAACGCGCUAACUGACCCAUCGUGGUGGAGGAGCCUAUGGGAUACUCAAGCAUUCCUUGUUUACUUGGCGUGGCUCGCUUAUAACAUUCUUGCAUGGUGGAUACUCCCUGGUGACUGGGUAGAGGGAACACAAAUCAGGAAUGGGACGAAGAAGCGUUAUAAGAUUAACGCCUUUUCCACCCUCCUUCUCACCCUUGGAAUUGUUACGGGAACCAUAGUUCGUGGAGGUCCUGAGUCCUUUACAUGGAUCUAUGAGCAUUGGAUUGGCCUUGUAACGGCGUCCGUUAUCUACUCCUUUCUUCAGGCGAUCGUCCUGUAUGUCGUCUCUUUCCGUGAAGGAUCAUUAUUGGCUCUAGGAGGUAACUCGGAGAGUCACAUCUAUAAUUUCUGGAUCGGCCGUGAAUUAAACCCAUCCAUUUGUUCAUUUGACUUGAAAUCGUUCUUCGAACUCCGACCCGGUUUGAUUGGGUGGGUACUCGUCGACAUCAGUAUGGCGUGCGAGCAAGCUGUUCGUAACGGGGGCACCAUCACUGACUCAAUGGCUCUCGUUGUACUCUUCCAAACCGCCUACGUUUUUGACGCGCUUUAUAACGAGCCGGCCAUAUUUACCACCAUGGACAUAGUUACUGAUGGUUUUGGAUUCAUGUUGACAGUUGGGGAUCUUGCUUGGGUGCCGUUCACAUAUUCACUUCAAGCUCGAUUCCUCGCAUUCAAUCCUGUGAACCUCGGCCCAAUUUGGACCCCGUUAAUUUUCACGUUACAAGCUAUUGGGUACUGGAUUUUUCGAGCAAGCAAUAGUGAGAAAGACGGGUUCAGGAUGGGCAGGAACCCCAAAAAUCUCACCUUCAUGACAACCGAGAGAGGUUCGAAACUUUUGAUCUCUGGAUGGUGGGGAUGGUUGCAGCAUCCCAAUUAUCUUGGUGACCUAAUCAUGACCUUUUCUUGGUGCGCCGCAACUGGCCUCAAAUCCCCAAUACCCUAUUUCCAGAUUACAUACUUUCUCAUUCUACUUCUCCACCGCCAAGCUAGGGACGAGGAAGACUGCCGAAAGAAAUAUGGACGGGACUGGACCAUUUACACUAAUUUGGUACCAUACCGUAUCUUCCCUUACGUCUAUUGAUGGAGACCCACAUUUGACAUUUUUUGGCGGUUCAGCUACCAUUGCCCUAACCAUGGAUCCAGGCUAUGUAUAAUGCAAUCCCUCGUCCCUGUUCGCGAAUAACUUGGAACCCCUGUGCAAGGCCUCUAGGGGAGAAUUCAUGUAUCUACUUCAAUAAUUACACAUCAUUUAUAUCCUAUCUUUGGCGACAUUU
This is a messenger RNA of Cantharellus anzutake, 1559 nucleotides long. Its product is annotated as ERG4/ERG24 ergosterol biosynthesis protein. The transcript has 8 exons. Gene Ontology annotation, molecular function: Delta14-sterol reductase activity. Gene Ontology annotation, cellular component: endoplasmic reticulum membrane. Bases 56 to 1366 code for a protein of 436 amino acids. Gene Ontology annotation, biological process: ergosterol biosynthetic process. The record is from RefSeq and is a predicted model, not a curated record. NCBI's taxonomy places the organism in Eukaryota, Fungi, Basidiomycota, Agaricomycetes, Cantharellales, Hydnaceae.